UCGACGGCGAACUCCACAGAAGGAAAGGUGGGUUUGCACAGUGCACUUUAUCGAUAUCGUUGAAUAUGUUUGAAAAUAUGAUUAGAGUAAGAUAACCUAUUCUAUAAAGGCCACAUAUUUGUUUAUAAAGUUUGUUAACAUUUUAGAUUUGUUUGUUUAAACUUUAGAAUGUAUAGCACAUUAAAAGAUUGUCACUUGACUUUUAGGUUUGAAGGGCGCUAAAGUUGUAAUUCAGUCCCCUAAAUAGCUUAAGCUAUGUUAACAGCUAGCUUUUAAAGAAUAAAAGAAACAUAUAUUAUAACAAUAAUGGUGUUUUAUUAUGCAAAUGAUUUGCUAACUACUAUGUAUGUAUGUAUUCAAGACAGACUUUGUUAAAUAAACUGGUAUUCCAGAUGGAGAGCUUUGUGAAAUACUUUAAGAAGACUAAAGAGAGAGAAAGAGAUGAGGGACUGGCAUUAGCCAACAACAGUUCAGAGGAAAACGGGCAGAGGCAGCAGAGGAGACAAGCAGAGGAGACAAUGAGGGAAGAUGAAGAUGAGACACAAGUGCAGGUAACUUGGCUAGUUCACAAUAUCAUACCCCAAAGGUUUCACAGGUAGCCAAGGCUGCUAGCGAGCUGUAUUUAUUGUAUUUAUUGUAACAUUUGCUAGCAAAUAACUACACAAUUGUAGAUUGCUGUUUUACACAUUUGGAUUCCAUUAUGCUUGUUAUUUGUUAUGAUUUGUAACAUGUUAAGUCAGUGUCUACACUUGUGUUCAAUAAACUAAUUCAAUAUCUAAAUCUCUUCCUCAUAGACCAUAGAGAGAGAGUGUGAGGCGCUGUGUGCAUCAAAACAAAGGAAGAACGCAGGGGCAGCCUCAUAUGGCUCCAAGUUUCAUUCCCAGUGGACCAUUCAUCACGCCUGGGACUACACCUUUUCAUUUUUGGUGUUCCAUAUGCAACAAAAGAUGCACAUGCAGGAAUGAAUUAGAAUGCAGACACCUGAGAGCUGAUGUGAUUCGCCAUAUUAUCAGGGAAUCACACUUGAAAAAACAAAAGAUGGUUGAGAGCUCUUCAAAAAUGAAUAUGUUCAUACAAGGAACGCAAAGCACUGAGAUGGGUCAGCUGGAAACACAGACCAGAAGAGCCGAAGUGAAGGUGGCCAUGACAAUGGUGCAGCACAACAUCCCAUUGGCUUUUUCGGAUCACCUGAGUCCGCUGUUCAAGGAGUGUUUCCCUGAUUCCAAGAUAGCCCAAAAGUAUUCCUCAGCCAGGACAAAAACAACAGCCAUCAUAAACAAGUGUGUAGCCCCCUAUUUGAUGGAUGAGCUUGUGAAAAAUCGAUGUGAUCAUCCCUUCUCUUUGGCCACUGAUGGGUCCAAUGAUACUGGCAGAGAGAAGUUGAAUCCACUGACUGUCAACAUUUGGAGUUCACAAGGUGUGAUUCAACGAUUUCUUGACAUGGGUCUGACAUCAGGAACCAGCUGUGGCACUGCUGAGGCCAUAUUCAACUAAAUGAAUGAGGUGCUGGAAGGCCACAGUAUCCCAUGGGCCAACUGCGUGGCCCUUGCAGUUGGCAAUGCUAGUGUCAAUCUGGGAGCCAGGAAUUCGAUUAAGAGCAGGGUCCUGGACCAAAAUCCAUCUACAUUACAUUACAUUACAUUUAGCUGACGCUUUUAUCCAAAGCGACUUACAAUAAGUACAUUCGACCAGGAAGACACAACCUUGAAGAAAACAGAAUCAUAAAGUAC
Molecule: messenger RNA, 1730 nt
Organism: Gymnodraco acuticeps
Lineage: Eukaryota; Metazoa; Chordata; Actinopteri; Perciformes; Bathydraconidae
Exons: 3
Coding region: 862-1494 (210 amino acids)
Source: RefSeq, a predicted model, not a curated record